CAACAUACUGCAUAUAUCCUACCAACAUACUGCGGAAGACCAUUGAAUCGGCAUCACCUGUAAGUUCAUAAGCUCUAACACAAAACUCAGGAGAAUCAGUUGACUAUAUUAACAUUUCCAAAGCUGUAAUCCCGAUACAAAAUUGUUUAAUUCACGCCCAACAAUUGAGCUAUUGUGCAAUUUUGGGUUUGGAACAGUCAUUAGUAAAUUGGAGGGGGCUCAAACUAUUUGCCACACAUCCUACAUAUAAAUUCCUAAUUAUCAUAAUCCCUCGUCCGGAUGGCCCAAAAGAGUUUGCAACUCAACCAUCCGAAAGUUCUAGCAAUAUAUGGGUCAUCCAACAACUACGUAUAAUUGCCUACUAUAUAUGUACAUUAAUUAAGUGAGAAUGAAGGGAUUGGGAUUCCACUUUAUUAGGACCAACCCACUAAUUUGAUUCUUCCCGACCCGUCCUAACCUAAAGGGUCAGAAAGAGUCAAUAAGAAAAUACGAACGGAGAGGAUUAGUCAUAUAUCUUGACUCUUCAGAAGUGGGUCAAACAGGAUCAAGGUUGGGCGAGGGAGAUUUUUAGCGCUAAACAGAGUUCUGGGUUGAAUAACUUUACUUAGGCCUAGAAAUUGGUGCUGAUGCAGACUGCAGUUUUUAUUAUACCAUCAUCAAUCAUCAUUAAAUUAGUCCUGGGCAUUCCUCCCCGUUGUCGGUCUGAAUUCUAAUGAUAGCUUUCGUUCCUUGCACCAGCCAUAUUAGCGAGUUGUCAUCUCGAGCAUGAUUUGCCUAUGUACAAAUGAUACAAUUAGAGUAUGAAACUGAAUUCAAAGAAAAGGAAAAGAGAUUUCUAUCACAUGCCAAUAAAUACACACAUAAUAGUUGAAGCUAAGUGAAAGUCAUUACUCGCACAUCAAUUCUCAAAAAUUACAGACUAAACAAUGGCUAGAAUGGCACUGAAACUACCAAGAAUCAUGGACAAAACAACUUGUCAAAUUAAAUAAUCCUUAUACUGAAACUACCUUCUAACUUGAAAUAAGACAUGAUCACAGUUCAUAGCUCUCUUCUCACUAUGAAUUGGUUGCAGCUCGUCUUUAACACUGCCUCCCAAGCUCAUUUCAAACAGAAUAGAGACCGUUAUGUAAGAUAACCAUAUUCUUACUGAUCAUAAUUCCUUUCUUCACUCCAUUUUUGCCGGAGAAAAGAGUUACCCCCCUUUCCUGCAUUUCCCUUUCCCCCUCUCUUCUCCCUCUUCUUCACAAACCGAUCCCUAAACCAGCAACAACAACACAAAAAUAGCCUUCGCCUCUGCCAUCUCCAUCUACUGAACGCGUUGGUGGCAAGACAGGACUGCAGAAGCAAAAUUUUCUAAAAUCAAACUAAAUUUUUUGAAGGAGACUCAACCACGAAAAAAGAGUAAAGCAACAAUGCUAAUAGUUCAUAUGGUUGGUUUUGAUGUGAUAAAUUGCUUUUGUUCUGGUCUCCAGUAUAUCAACUGCAACAGAAAUGUUUCCUCCAAUCAUCUUUAGUGCACGAUUUAGAAGCAAUUCCUCCUGUUUGUGUCAAACGGAAACAUUCAUGGGUUCUUAACUCCCCUGUUAGUAUAAAAGCAGCAGCAACAGCAAAGAAGUUUGACAACACAUCAAGCACCCAGGGAAAAUGAUAGAAUGCAGUAGGUGAUAUGUGUCUCGAAGGUUUUGAGUUACUAAAGUUCAUGUUAAAAAUAAACAUGAAUUAAAAUAUAUUAUUCUAUUAAGCAAACAUCCCCUCUAAUCAUACAAAGAUCAGAUAUCCAAUUCACAAACAAUUAAGCCAUAAAAAAUCAUCACACAUCCACCACCUUUGAUUGCCUAAAUUUGGUUUUUCGCAAAGUUAUGGACCCUUAAGGGUAACGUUCAUGGGUAGUCUGUUUCAUAACUCUAGAGAGCACAGUAAGCAACCACCAGCCAGACACAGUGCGGUAGGCGAAUAUGAUUCUCAAUUCACAAUUUCUCACCACCGGAAGUAAGAACAGACCAUAAUAAGCGUCGCGUUCAUGGGUGGUCUGUUUCAUAGCACUACUACACAAUUUGUUAAAAAAGAAAGAAAGGUAUUUAGCAUCACGACUGAACAACUUUUACAGGCCAACAACGACAACAUGCUGCAACCACCAGAACUGGUAUCACAACUCAUAGGGAAAAUCAAAAGAUUUACUCUCAAAUUAAGCAGUUACAACAUCGAGCAAUCGUCAAGCACAUACACCAUCACAAAAGUCACGAAAACUGAUUCACAAUGCAUUCAAACAUUUGAGGACAUUUCUGCAAAGGUACAACUUAUAUGUCUUUUUUCCAAGCCAUUUCCAUCAACAUGCUAAUAAAUUUGCAAUGCAUAAAACAAACGGGCCAAAACUUGAAAUUCAGCCUGUUUGACCGACCCAUGCCAAAUUCUAAUUAUUCUUUACUUUUAAACUUUAUAUUUGAAAAUAAAAAAUAGUGAAAGAAAAGAGACGACUACAAUUCGCCAUUUGCACAUCACUUAUUCGGGAAUAAAACCAUAGAAAUUCAAAAGGAACUGAAAAUAUUUAGGAUCGUUUUAAUGUUUAAAAUAACUAAAUAGAUCUUUUAUGUUUAGUUUUUUACUAACAAAUACCAAACGACUCCCUAUAAAAUACACUAUAAUUUGAUCAUUAUGAUAUCAAAUAAUUAUAAAAUAUAUAUUUGAAAUGAUAAAAAUUAGACUAAUUGGGCUGGUCGAGGUUGAACCAUGGAAUAACUCUAAAAUACAUUAUAUUUUAGCCAAUAAGAUAUAGAAUAAUAGCAUAAUAUAUAUUAUGCCAGAGAAAAUAGCUUGUUUUAGAAUGACAAACCAAUGAUGUUCAUUUGUUUCACUUGAUGGCCAAAUCCCAUGUAGGUCAGGCCCAUUCAACUCUUUUAUUUUAUGGUUAGCGAUUAGCUCAUUAGAUACCAUGCAUUCAAAUCCUUUUCAUAUAUAUUUUAUCACAACAGAGAAAUAAAAGGGCUUAAAGAAAAAAAUUGACACUCCUGGGCCCGUUUAAAUUCGCAUGUAUACUGUAAGUUGGCCCGUUCCACAGAGGAAAGAGAAAAAAAAUUGACACUCCCUAUUCUACCUUUCCUAUAAACGCUCCUCGAGCAGAGAAUUUGAAAUGGGGAAAGGGUUUUUUCCUCCCUGCUAUUAUAUGUUUUUAAUUUAGAAAGAUACAACAAAUGUACUUAGUGUGAUUGGUUGUGAUCUUAGCUUUUCUUUAAAAUGGUUAUGGUUCGAAUCCCAGUACGUGUCUUUUUAAUGAAUAAAAAAAAGUAAUUGUGAAGACUAAAAUGUCCUUCCUACUUUCACUCUCGUUGCAGGAAAUUUGAAAUGGGGCUCCCGUUUUUACCUUCGGCGUAUUAUAUUAUGUGUAGAUGGAGCAGGGGUGGGAUUUCAAACCUCUCGCCCUUUCGACGUUCGCAACAUCGAUCUCGCAUGCUCUUCCGCCAUGGGCAUGGCGGCCGACGAGAACUGUAGCAAGGGUCGGAAACUAAUUAGCUUCACCUCCGACGGACGCCUUCUCCGUUGCGAAACCGGUAAACGACCCAAAACCCGUUCAAAUCCCUUAAGCCCUCUUCUUCCUUUAACCAUGACCCAACUCCAAGACGACCUCCUCGUUGAAAUUCUGGCCCGCCUCCCUGACGCCAGGUCCGCCUUCCGAUGCCGGCCCAUCUGCAAGCGGUGGCGCUCGCUCAUCUCAGAUCCCCUGUUCCGCCGGCGCUUCCUUUCCCAUAAACAGAGUGAAUCAGGUGGUUACAGCGGCGGAGAACAAUCUCUUGUGCUGUCGUCUCACGACGCUCAAUCCGUCACGAUGAGCUUUCUCCCCGUGCCCGACGACCUACGGCCAUACUUCUCGGUUCUGAGCUCGUGCGAGGAUCUGGUUCUGUGCGGGUUUGAUGUCUCGAAGAAGAGUGGUGGGGACGAUCAGGAUGAAUCGGUGAGGAGGAUGUUCUUCGUCUGCAAUCCGUUUACGAAGCAAUGGGUCGCUCUCCCUCUGGCGCCUGCGGAGAAGGAUCGUCCUUUCUCGACGGUAAGUUUAGUUUGCCAGUCCGACGGCAAAGUCCGAGCCUUUAUCGAUCGAUUUCGCGUCGUGUGUUUUUCUGGAUCGGGUUACGCUCCAGAUGUGGACUUGUUCUGUUCGGAGUCUGGGGAAUGGACGAAAUAUGCUCUUAAUCCGAAUCGUGGCAAAAGGUUGCAAUUGAGAGAGCAGUUGCUUACGCUUAAUGAAGAAUGCUUCUUAACAACGGCGUGGUUCAAUGGCAAGUUGCACUGGCAGACCAUUGCUGGGCACAAAAUUUAUGUGUGGGAUCCUUUUCGCCCCGACGCACCCACAACUUUUAUGGAUGGUAAACUUGUCGACCUAGACCAGGUUUGGAUCUCGCAAGGUGCUUUGUACAUUGUUAAUUUUACACAGUUCUUGUACGUCUGGAGAUUGGGGGAACGAGACGGUGACAUCACAGGGAGGAAGCUAUACGCGUCGGUGCCUUUGAAGGCGUGCAAGUUUGUAGGAUCAAACAGCGAGAAGUAUUCUCAUUUGAAGUGGAAGCUGCAUGGCGUAUGUGCUCUGCAUCCGAAUGACCCGGACAUUGUCUUCUUAGAAUUUUCUCAUCGCGAGUUAUGCACACGACCCCAGUUAUGGACACAACGCGAGUUAUGCACACACCGUGUUUUGUUCUCGCUGAAUAUCAGAACGGCAGAGCUGACGUUCGUCGCCGAGCAGACGAGUGAUGCGGAGCGUUGGCGAGUGUUCCACCCUAGGUUCACUUGCUGGCCUAGCCCGAUUCCGAAUUACGAGAAACUGCAGGGUGCCUUCCACGGCAGCUACACGCGGUUGGUUCAUAGCAUCGAAUCAGCUCGGGCGCGAACAUCUACUACUCACUGUCAUUUCGUCGAGCAGUUGGGUAGACGACCCAGGAAGCACAGCAGAUCGCCAUCACCACAGCCCCUCAGGAAUCCGGCUAAGAAGCAGAAGAUGGUGGAAGGCAGGGGUGAUCAAUUGGUUGAAGUCGUUCAUGCUCUCCAGGCUAUACCAGACAUGGAUGAACAACUAAUGUUGGAUGCCUGCGAUUUUUUCGAAGAUGACGACAAGAAAGCAGCAAUGUUCUUAGCAUUGGAUGGUAGAUUCAGAAAGGAGUGGCUGCUAAGGAAACUUUGUCCAAAGGACUCUGUAUAAAGAGAGCCAACGGUAGAGAGGUAGAAUCAGAUGGAAGUGGCUGCUAAGGAAACUUUGUCCAAAGGACUCUGCAUAGAGGGGAUGUAAUUUACCUCUCGGAACAAUUUGCUUUUCGA
Messenger RNA from Linum trigynum, 5298 nucleotides. The record is from the annotation of a GenBank genome assembly. Lineage: Eukaryota; Viridiplantae; Streptophyta; Magnoliopsida; Malpighiales; Linaceae.